GUUUGCGCUAAUAUCCUCCCAUGUAGUAGUUAGCGGACAACUGUUUGGUGAUUAUAACAUAAUGCCCAGACGUAAUUGCUAACAAUCUGCCUCUUCCCACCCCUGGUUCUCUGCAACUGCAAGCCCCCCGGUCCUCUCAGAAUCACAUUACCGUUUAAACUACGCAUCUUCCCCUCCAAAAACACCUCUCUCUCCCUGCGCCUAUAGUGUGGGGCUCGUCAGUUGCACGGAGGCACAAUAAACUUGGUAGUCUGCCUGUCAAGACGUACGUGAGUCCAUGGCUGCGACUUCCUUAUGCUUCAGAAUGUCCUAUGACAAGGAUCAAACUCAUUCCAAUAUGCCCACCAAAAUUAGACAGAAAAAGAGAGGCUUCAUCUCCCAAUUAUGCAGUAAUGCCAACUUGCAGGGGGAUGUUUCCAGCAGGUGCCUUCUUUCAGUUUCCAGCAGGGACCCAGGAUGGUCCACGGCCUUCCAGAUCAUGAGUGGAUUACCCUUUCCUCACAGGGUGGUUGGGGCACAAGGCCAUCCCAUUAGGCCCACUUCGGAAGCAGCUUCCCAAUCCCCCACACAAGUUCUAUGCAUGCUCCGCUCUGCAAGGCGGAAACCCAACCCCAAUGAGAAGCAACUCAGGUCACUAGAUUCUUAUUUUGAAAAACUUCAGAAUGAGGCCGAUCAGGCCUCUUCUGAUUCAUUAAGCAAGACGCCGGUGGAGUUUCAUAGCAGAGGUGGUCAAUUCAAAUCCAACAUGGAUCUAGGCUCUCUAGACCAUUCUCUGGAAAAAACUAAUGCAGAUGCAGAACCAGAAAAUUAUGCGCUAUCUAGUUUAGAGGAAGAAAUUAUCGAUGACUGCAAUCCAGCAGAAGUGCCAUUUUCUGUCAGUGAUGAUUCUAAGAGAGCCAAUGUGGGGGUAUUGAAAAGUCAGAUGAAGUUAAGAAACAAGAAUGGUGAGAGAGCAGAGAAUUCUGAAGAUCAACAGGCAUAUGAUGACCCCUCUGAGUUUUACCUAAUAAGUGUACUGGCGGCUAUAAACAUAGCAGUUUGUAUUUUUGAAAUGGCAAGUCCUGUAAGGAGCUCUGAUUUAGAGUUGUUAUCAAUCCCAUUGAUAUAUGGAGCAAAGAUAAACGAGUUGAUCCUGGUUGGAGAGUGGUGGAGGCUACUCACGCCAAUGUUUCUGCACUCUGGAGUUUUCCAUGUGACCCUAGGUAGCUGGGUGCUUCUUACAUUUGGCCCAAAAGUUUGUAAAGGAUAUGGGUUAUUCACAUUUUACCUGAUUUAUAUUCUUGGAGGAAUUUCGGGCAACCUGACUAGCUUUUUUCACACCCCAGACCCAACUGUUGGUGGCACGGGGCCGACAUUUGCGGUAAUUGGAGCUUGGCUCAUUUAUCAAAUUCAGAACAAAGAUGUAAUUGCAAAGGAUGUUUCAGAGAGUUUGUUCCAAAAGGCAAUGAUCGCUACAGCAGCUAGCUUCAUAUUAAGUCACUUUGGGCCAAUUGAUGACUGGGCACACGUUGGUGCAGCUUUUACAGGUGUAGCUUAUGGGUUCUUCACAUGCCCAGCUCUGCAGAUGGAUAAAGCAUCGUCAAAAACAGGACAACAAGAAGGAACCCUUGGACAAGCUAAUCCUUGCAAAUCACUCACCAUAUUUGCCCUCUUCAUUCUUGCUUUUAGUUCCUUAGUUUUCUUACAGGAACCUCCUCUUAUCACAAUAGUGUCCAACAACUUUGAAUUCAAAUGACAUCAAUAAGAAAUGUACUAGCAUUCCGAAAAUUCAUGCAACACGAGUGUAACUAAAAUUCAGUGAGAAAGAUAUAAUGUAGGUAUGUUUGGAUCA
Molecule: messenger RNA, 1831 nt
Organism: Malania oleifera
Lineage: Eukaryota; Viridiplantae; Streptophyta; Magnoliopsida; Santalales; Ximeniaceae
Product: RHOMBOID-like protein 9, chloroplastic
Exons: 7
Coding region: 278-1735 (485 amino acids)
Cellular component (GO): membrane
Molecular function (GO): serine-type endopeptidase activity
Source: RefSeq, a predicted model, not a curated record